Molecule: messenger RNA, 1932 nt
Organism: Beta vulgaris subsp. vulgaris (sugar beet)
Lineage: Eukaryota; Viridiplantae; Streptophyta; Magnoliopsida; Caryophyllales; Amaranthaceae
Product: endoglucanase 17
Exons: 8
Coding region: 149-1669 (506 amino acids)
Biological process (GO): carbohydrate metabolic process
Molecular function (GO): hydrolase activity, hydrolyzing O-glycosyl compounds
Source: RefSeq, a predicted model, not a curated record
CAGCCUGCUUCCUUUGCUCCCCUACACACACACUCUCUCUCUUCAAAGAAGGUGAAGAAGCAGAGGGCAGUGUUUAGUUGGUUACUUAUUCUCUCUGCAAGAAAAAAAAAAACUCAUAUAUUUCACCUACAUUUUCCCUCCAAAAUCAAUGGCAUCUUCUGCAUUUGUUCUCCUGUGUUUUUUCACCUUAUUUCUCCUCUGCAAUGGCUACCCUUUUCACCAUAACAACCCUCACAAAAGCUUUCACCGCCAUUCUCGCUUAGCUUCUCACAAUUACAGAGAUGCCCUCACUAAAUCUAUCCUCUUUUUUGAAGGCCAAAGGUCUGGUAAACUCCCUCCUAACCAAAGAGUGUCUUGGAGGAAAGACUCUGGUCUCACUGAUGGUGCAGAUUUACAUGUGGAUUUAGUAGGAGGGUACUAUGAUGCAGGGGACAAUGUAAAGUUUGGAUUUCCAAUGGCAUUUACCACAACAAUGUUAUCAUGGAGUGUGAUUGAAUUUGGGGGGCUUAUGAGAGAAGAACUUCAACAUGCCAAACAAGCUGUCCGUUGGGGUACUGAUUAUCUUCUAAAAGCCACAGCACAUCCAGACACCAUCUAUGUUCAGGUUGGAGAUGCAAAGAAAGACCAUGCUUGUUGGGAAAGACCAGAAGACAUGGACACACCAAGGAGUGUUUUCAAGGUUGAUAGAAAUAAUCCUGGAAGUGAGGUUGCUGCUGAGACUGCUGCGGCGCUUGCUGCUGCUUCUAUGGUGUUUAGGAGGAGUGACCGUGCUUAUUCUAGGCUCCUCAUUAGUCGUGCCACUAGGGUGUUUGAGUUUGCUGAUAAGUACAGAGGGUCUUAUAGUGAUGGGCUCAAGAGCUAUGUUUGUCCCUUCUACUGCUCUUACUCUGGUUAUCAGGAUGAGCUAUUGUGGGGGGCAGCUUGGCUGCAUAGAGCAACGAGGAACCCAAUGUACCUAAACUACAUUCAAAGAAAUGGGCAAGUGCUUGGUGCUAGUGAGGAAGAUAACACUUUUGGUUGGGAUAACAAGCAUGUUGGUGCUAGAAUUCUUCUCUCUAAGUCCUUCCUUGUUCAAAAAAUGCAAGCACUUCAUGAGUACAAAAGCCAUUCUGAUAAUUUCAUAUGUUCACUCAUCCCUGGUGCACCUUUCUCUACAGCUCAAUACACCCCAGGGGGACUUUUGUUCAAGAUGGAUGAUGACAACAUGCAAUAUGUGACCUCAACUUCAUUCCUUCUCUUAACUUAUGCCAAAUACCUUAAGCGUUCUAGCAUGACUGUCUCUUGUCGUGGUACUAUUAUCACCUCCAGGACACUCAGAACUAUUGCCAAAAAACAGGUUGAUUACUUACUGGGGUCCAACCCAAAGAAGAUGUCGUACAUGGUAGGAUACAGUCCAAGAUACCCACAAAGAAUCCAUCACAGGGGUGCAUCUCUACCGUCCAUUUCUUCACACCCACAAAAGAUCCAAUGCUCAGCAGGCUUUGAUUUUAUGAACUCACAAUCACCCAACCCCAAUGUUCAUAUAGGUGCUAUUGUUGGUGGGCCCGACCUUCAUGAUAUGUUCCCUGAUCUACGGUCCGAUUACGAGCAAUCAGAACCAUCUACGUAUAUCAAUGCUCCUCUUGUGGGGUCUUUGGCUUACUUGGCACACUCUUUUGGCCAACUCUAAAGUAUCCCAACUAUUUAAGAACUUUGUUUUUGCGUUAUUUCCCCUAAUGAAAUUAUGUAAGUGUAAUUAGUGGGCUAGGAUUGAGGCCUAAAAGCCGGAGCCCCUUGAGAGUCACAACUCAAAAGAGUGGUUCUUUUUUUUUUUUUUUUUGCUUAUAUAAAUUAAUUACUAUAGUAUUGUACUACAACAGGUUUAAGCUUCUAAGGAGUUGUGUUUUUAGUGUACUCCUAAUUUAUCGAAAAAUAUUUGUUGUUUUCGUGUCA